This is a messenger RNA of Xenopus laevis (African clawed frog), 4476 nucleotides long. RefSeq names its product calcium channel, voltage-dependent, gamma subunit 3 L homeolog (gene cacng3.L). The record is from RefSeq and is a predicted model, not a curated record. The transcript has 4 exons. Lineage: Eukaryota; Metazoa; Chordata; Amphibia; Anura; Pipidae. Bases 1250 to 2203 code for a protein of 317 amino acids.
AUAAUGAAAUCCUGAGUGGCAGAAGACUGGAGCUUAUAUGAGGCGCUGGAAUAACCUCACUGUCACAGAAAGGGGUCAGUGAUUGAAAGGGGGAAGAAGGGAAGGGAUAACAAGGGGAAGGGGCAAAUGAGCAGCAAUGGAAAGGUAGAGGUGCAAGAGAGGAAGAGGCUGGUGGAAAGGGAACAUCAGGGGAUAGAGAGGGGAUUAUUCUGUGCAGGGUCUGGAGGGAAUUUAUAAGGAGGGAGAAAGACGUGAAUGAGAGAGGAGCCAAAAUGAAGCAGACAGAUGCAUGUAGGAUGUUUGUGGAGAGGAGGGGGAUGUGGAAAUAAUGUAAGAAAGGUCUCAGCUUGGUGUAUGGGGGUCGCAGUCAUUACUGGGAAGAGCCAGGAGUAUUGGGGAUGAGCCACAGGAGGUAGAAACUUUCUUACGGAGAUUAAAGGACUUGGAGAAGCUGAUUGUGGAGCAGGAGACACGUCUGUUUGUAUAACAGCCCCAUGGAAAGGAUAAAGGUGUCGUUGAACUACACGGCGCCUUGAUUCCAGAAGAAACAGCGGGGCUUGAGAUUGGGCUCAAUUCCAGCCGACAGAUAGAAAAGCAGCGAUCGCUGGCGAUCUGAUGGGACUUGUAACCCCGCAAUUAGCUUGAGAAUCUCCCGUCUGGUGGGUACAGAUGAUCAGCACUGGGGUGUCGCUAAUAAAUCCACGUGUACCCUUGUGAUAAAGCUGGGAGAUCGGCCGAUGCUGUGACAUGGAUGAGAGCUCGCACGAUCGCUGUACAGUGUGUGGGACAGACAGGCGGAUCUAUAGCUGAGCAGUGACGGGAGCUGUUCUUUCAGCACCACUGAGUGCAACUUUGAGAAGGCUCGGCGGAGACUAUGAGCUGUUCCUUCAGCACCACAGCCGUGGAGAAGCCAAACGUUCUAGAUCAGGACCAAGACUUUACAUUCCAGCGCUCCAGCUGCCCGGGGUUUAACUGAUUAAAACAUCGGAUAUGUCUGGGCUGCCCUGGGAGCUUUAGGUUGGACACUAUUAACCCAAGGUCACAUCCCAAAGGGGCCUUAUCGCUUCCAAAUAUAAUUACUCACAAUUUGCCCCCAAGUGCCCGUGUUAUAGUCUUUGUCUCUUGAUUCCUUUACAUCACAGACUAUAAGGGACUCUUUAACCCCCCGCAGAAGCCUCAUCUCCCACAGGGGCAACACAACCCACCAAAUGUUCCUCUGUAGCUCUAGGCUCCACUACAAUGCUCCAGUAUGAGGAUGUGUGAGAGAGGAGUUCAGAUGUUAAUCACCACUGUGGGGGCCUUUGCAGCUUUCAGUCUGAUGACCAUUGCAGUGGGCACCGACUAUUGGCUUUAUUCCAGGGGGGUCUGCAAGGCUAAGUCCACCAAUGACAAUGAGACCAGCAAGAAGAAUGAAGAAGUCAUGACCCACUCAGGUCUAUGGAGAACCUGUUGCCUUGAAGGAGCCUUCCGUGGGAUGUGCAAGAAAAUUGAUCAUUUCCCGGAGGACGCAGAUUAUGAACAGGACACGGCGGAAUAUUUACUGCGUGCUGUCCGGGCUUCCAGUAUCUUCCCUAUCCUCAGUGUGGGCCUCCUGUUCUUUGGUGGUCUCUGUGUUGCUGCCAGCGAGUUCUAUAAAAAAAAGCACAAUGUUAUUCUCAGUGCUGGGAUCUUCUUCGUUUCAGCAGGCUUGAGCAACAUCAUUGGAAUCAUUGUCUACAUCUCAGCCAAUGCAGGAGACCCCGGGCAGAGCGAUUCCAAGAAAAGCAACUACUCCUAUGGCUGGUCCUUUUAUUUUGGUGCCCUGUCGUUCAUCAUUGCCGAGAUGGUCGGGGUGUUGGCUGUGCACAUGUUUAUAGAGAAGCACAGGCAAAUCAGAGCCAAAUCUCACUCUGACCUGUUUAAGAAAUCUUCCUUUUCCCGCAUCCCCAGUUACAGAUAUCGAUUCCGCAGGCGUUCCAGCUCCCGAUCCACCGAGCCUAGAUCCAGGGACCCAUCCCCUGUAGGCAAAAGUUUCAACCCCAUUCCCACUAGUGACAUUUCCCUUUACACACUAACGUCACGUGACCCCACUAAGGUGACUGUGGGCUCUCUGUUAAAUUCAGAUAGAGAACACACUUUCCUACAGGUCCACAACUCACUUUCCAAGGAUUACAAAGAUUCUCUCCAUAAUAAUCCUUCCAACAGGCGCACCACUCCUGUCUGAAUGUGCUUCUCACUGGAGAAUGAGCCAUAGAAGAGCCAGGAAGGAUAAAGUAAGAGUGUCUACCCAUGUCCAUCACACGUAUGGUCUUCUCCACUCAACCUCUUGAGAAGUGGAGGACAAUGCCAAAUGUCCACAAGAAACAUUCUUAUAUGAACUUCUGUGAAUUUGUAUUAGAUCAAUAGGCAUUAAGGUAGCAAAACUUAUUAACUUCAGUAGAUGCCGGUGUCAUGCUAUGGAGCUAUGGAAACGUCAUGAUGUUCUUUUGGUCUACAUGAAUUUUUACCUGGGUCCUCCGUAGACAUGAUCUUCCUACAAUAUAAAGGAUGCAAGUAGGACAAUGGGUAUAUGUUUAUAAUGGAUUGUUAGUUAACUUUAUUUAUCCAAUUCAUCUAAACCUGUCCCUAAAUAUUAUCUAAUGAUUCUGUAGAUACCUUCAGGGGCACCUCUAGGCUUUUUGCCACCACCUUCAACCCCAGUGUAUACUUCUUUUUCUGUAGGACGAGAGGCGGGAUUUCUAGUGUAGAGAUUCCGAAAAGAGCCGAAUUUCUGCUGUUAAAGAUAAAAAUUGCUAAAGUGACCCCACGGGUGAUAUUCUUACCCAGCCUUGUGGUCAACUCGACUGAAUUUAGAAUUUUAGUACAAUGAUUCCAUUCUAUAGGAUGAGCCCACCUUUAUUCUGUGAUGCUGCAAAGGAAUAAUAGGAAUGAAUAGUAGAGUUGUUGAAAUGAUAAAAAUUUUAUUUUCCUAGUAUAGUAACAAUUUCACAAUGAUUUGCAAUUAGAUUUGCAGAUUAGAUGUCUAAAUGAAUGCAAUUUUAAGGGGGAAAGGCAGAAAUAUAAUGUCUCCUUCGGGGCCUGUAACACAAACCUCUGUUAGAAAAAAAAGCCCCAAAAUCGCAUGGAACUGUUAUUGCUAAUGAUCUCUUUUUUGUGUUCUUUAUAAAAAAAAAAAACAAAAACAAAUGGCAAGACAAAGAGAGUGUGCAGAGAAUUUUAAUGCAAGGUGAUCUCCCCACGCAGAUUUGGAGAGAAAUCUAAAGUGCUGUUUUGACAGGUGUGUGGGAGGUGACAGGUACAGCGUAACCAUGAAAACUGCCUCGGCCAAUCCGCUGGCUCCGUGAAAGUGAUUUGUGCAUGCGUUACCUGUUUGUGUGAAUUAAGGCUGUUUCUUCAUGUGCGCAUUAAUUGGAGGAGGUAACGGUUUGGAUCCUUGUGGGGAAAAACAGCAAAGUUUUUCAGUUGCAUUGGUAAAGAGAGGAGAAUCUGCCUGACGCCUAUAUCUAAUGUUUAUAGACUCUGACGUAGGCUGAGGUACAAAUAUCUUUGAGAGGGCCCCAGUGGACUAAGAUAUCUUGUCUAUUAUAGUUUAUGCAAGGUCCCGCAGUUUGCACCCUAAAGUGCAACUCCUAGAAUUAGAGUUACCACCUAGCUGGUAUUUUACUGACCUAACCAGUAAAUCACCAGCUAGGGCUGGGGCCAGUAUUACAAAUUUACCACCAUUGAACUUGAAAGCGUCCUUUCUAAUCAUCCCCAGCUGUUAAUCAACCCCCCCUGGCUGUCCCUCCAUCCCAACUCCAACCACAUAGAGCCUAGCCAACCCCCAGUGGCGUAACUAGAUGCUACUGGGCCCCUUAGCAAAUUAACUUUAGGGCCCCCAACAUAUCCAGAGGUUGUCCUGUUUUACCAAUAUAUGUUAAAAUUGCUCCUUAUUUGGGCCUCAUGGGACCCCCUAUACAGGUACCUCCUCGGUCCCCCUGCAGCCGCUGUGUCUGCUGCCUCUGUAAUUACACCCCAUGCCCACCCCCCAUCUGCCUGUUCCUCCCCUCUGCCCAUUCACUGCCCAGUGACAUCACCGCCCCACCUUGUGACAUCACUGGCCCAAACUUAAGGCCAGAACCUUACCCAGAAUGCAGAGCAAAGAGCUGCUGGCUCUGGAGAGAUGGGAAAAGCUGGUCUACAGCUUCCACCCUGUACCAUGUCCCAUGAUUUGCAUACAACGGAGUAGCUCUUUCUACUAGGAGAAUAAAUUGCAAGUAGUUAACCCUACUAAUGUGUUAUGACUCCAUUGCAAUAAAUAAAAAAUAGGCCUAAACAUGGAACUUUUCUAUAGCAUGGACACUUUCAGGGAAGGCUCUGACUUGAGAUGGUCACUUAUUCUCCCAUCGUUGCUUCUCCUGCCCAAAUAAGACAUUGACAUUCCUUGUCGCACACUGAACACCAUUCUUCCUAUUCCUCAGGACUGUCCAACUAUUGAAAGGGCAAGUAAUGCAAAAA